Molecule: messenger RNA, 5713 nt
Organism: Pocillopora meandrina
Lineage: Eukaryota; Metazoa; Cnidaria; Anthozoa; Scleractinia; Pocilloporidae
Source: the annotation of a GenBank genome assembly
AUGCCCCUCACUAUCGAUUACAUUCUACAAACUUUGAGCAUCGUUCUGCUGUACUACGUAGGAUUCUUAGCGAGCACUCACCUGCUGGGCAUCUUUACGCUGUACAAGCUGUUCUUCUAUACACCCUUAUGGCCGGUUGUACUCCUCUAUUUAUCAUGGACGUAUCUCAUUGAGUGGAAAACCCCUGAACGUGGCGGAAGAGAUCUUCUGAUAAACUUUGCAAGAAGGCUUUCUGUUUUCAAGUACAUGAGGGAUUACUAUCCCAUUACCCUCGUCAAAACUAGCGAUCUCGAUCCACAGAAGAAUUAUAUUUUUGGAUAUCAUCCCCAUGGGGCUCUUACCGAAGGCGCAUCGAUAGGAUUGAAUACAGAAGCAUGUGGAUUUAGUGAAAAAUUCCCUGGAAUCAUUCCGCAUCUUUCCGCGCAUUCAGGUAAGCUAAAUCAACUUGAAUCGCCAUAUUGGUCAAUGCUUCAUUACGAUUGAAAUUUUUAGUAAACAGCCCAAAGUUUUUGCCUAUUUUGACACUAUUACAGUUUUUGAUUCGUCCAAGUAUCCAUUCCUUGUCCAUUAUUUAAUGAGAAAGACUACGACUGAUCUUUUGACAAAAUGUUCAUCCAUUUCAUUCUUGGUUAGCUGUAACAAUACAUUUCGGCGUAAAAUCUGUAUCCCUGGAUCAGUGGUUAAGUGGAUUACGGACUGCACCCCGACGUAACUGUAUUCCAUGUACUCAAUUAUUCAAGUAUUUCAUCAAUUACCAGGGAGCAAGAAAAGGUAUUGACCCAAGUUCCCAGCUUUUCCCUUUCCAUAUACCACAUUUGAAUGUACCUAAAAUGGAACCCAAGGUAGGAAUGAAGACCGAGUAGAAACACCAUACCCAUGAGCAGUCUAGGGCAAGUUGCAGUACGUGUAAGAAAAGAGACAAACGCAUAUGGGGCUUAUUCGGUUUGUAUCUGACUUGCUUGUUUUCUGGAAACUUUUCGUUCAGGUAUCCUAACAGCCUUGUUAUACCGUGAUAUCGUGAUGGCCCUUGGCGUGAUUGAUGUGACACGUGACAGCUUGCAAUACAAUCUGACACAGAAGGGGGCGGGACACUCGGUUGUCAUCAUCGUGGGCGGACAAGCAGAGAUACGAGAAAUGGGCUUUGAUAGCUAUGUGUUAAUAAUGAGUCGGCGGAAAGGAUUCAUUAAAUUGGCUUUACAACUUGGGUUUGUAUCAGACAGGCAUCUUAUCUUUCUGACAUCUUAUCUCUUGUAAUUUCAGCUAAAAGCAGGAGCUAAGUAAUGGGUUCCUGCUGAAAGUAAGAUAGCAAAGAAGGCUGAAAAAUGUUAGAAGAAUUAUCUUGCCUUCAAAGCUAGCAUCGCCCAACCCAACCCAACCCAACCCCAACCCCCCAGCCUCCGCUUCAAGGAUAGUCGUUAGUCGGGAGGCAUCAGCCGACUUGUUUCCCCUUGUUGUAAAUAUUCUGUAUCCUCCAUUACACGGAGUUUUGACACGGACUGUAAGUAAGUGCGUAAACGUUUAUCAAUUUUUUAGAUGCGAUCUUGUCCCUGUGUUCGGCUUUGGACAGAACAAUCUUUAUCAUCAUUUCAUUGGCGGCAGUAGUUGCACCCGGUAUUCACGACCUCAGCUUUGGUUUAGAAAUUUCACUUCUUGCCUCGGAACUUGCUUUCUUCCGGGACGAUCUCCAAUCAACGUUGUAGGUAAGCGUAUUUUUCUUUAAUGAAUGUUUUUCUAUUUUAUGCAGUGGUUUUUUUUUACAAAUUGAGUAUCAAAAGCAAUCCGAGAUAAUUGAUUAAUUGAAUUGAAAUCUUUAUUAAGUCAUAAGAUAAAUAAUCACAUAUCCUAUGUUACAACAUUAAAAGAAGGUAUAUAUAUAAAUUACAGAGAAAAUCAAGAUAAAAAUUAUAAGACUAGAUUAUGUUUAAAAAUUAAGCGAUUAACAAACGUGUUUUUGAACCUAUCAGUGUUUAUUUUAGGAUGGUGACUUGUCUCUUUCCUCAGAUUGUACUUGGUUAAUUUCUUUUUUGGCAUUAUAGCUCUUAAAGGGUGUAUUGUAUUAUUAAAAACAUUCUUGAAGAUACGCGUGUCCUGUUGAACUAACAAUUCAUAAACAUUAAUGUGAUCGGAUGUAUACUUGCGCUUAUAACAUCGAUCUAAGAAACAUUGGAUUGUUGUUAAUUCGGAAUUUACAGCGCCAAAUACGGACAACCCGUAUAAUAUAUUUGGUAGAACCAGAUUUAGAAACAGAUGGUCUAUUUCGGCCUGAUUGUACCCUUCUUUCCUUAAAGAUCUUAAAAUGAACAGGCACUUGUUUGCUUUAAUUAGUUUUUCCCGAAUAUGUGUUAUGAACCUACUGUCUUCCUGAAAUGUUACCCCUAAAAUAGUAAGCUCUUUUGUCUGUGGUAUUCCAGACACCAUCGGAAACUCUAUUGUACAACCUUUCUUGCGGAAAAUGAUUUCCUUGCACUUAGAUGGAUUGCUACACAUACCAUUACUUCUAGACCACUGGGAAAACUGAUUAAUCAGUGCGAUAGAAUUGUCAUUAUCACCUAUCACAGGCGAGAUAAUGGUUGUAUCAUCUGCAUAUUUUACCAGCACGCUCUUAUUGUCCAAGUGUAUCUCUAAAUCACUGAGAAAGACAUUGAACAAGUGCGGCCCGCUGACACUUCCUUGGGUGGUACCUUUGUUGACACUUUUCCAUUUUCCAAUAAACCCAUUUCUAAUGACUCUCUGCUGCCUGUCUUCCAAAAAGCUUAGAUACCAGUUAACUAUAAAAGGAUUUAGGGGGAGUUGCUUCAAUUUGUGUGAGAGGAGAUCGUGUUUCACACUAUCAAAAGCCUUGCUGAAAUCCAUAGCGAAUAGGCGUACCGCUUUGCACUCUGGGAUAUCAAGAUAUUGAUUGACAGUAUGUUGGAUAGUCAGUAGAGCAUUGGUACAGCUCCCUCCCUCUAUGUAUGCAAACUGUGAGAUCCCAGAAUGUUCAUCGAAGGUCUCCCUUGCGUGUGUUCCUAAGACAGCUUUCUCAAAGCACCUUGCGAUGACAGGUGUCACAUUUAUUCCGCGGAAGUCUGAUAUUCCCUUAGGUAUAUCAACCUUCGGCAAGGGGUACAGGUCUGACUUUUUCCAAGAGACAGGCCAGGCGUGUGUUCUAAGAGACAGAUUCCAAAUCCAGGUGAUCACUGGAACGAAUAGCUCGGCGUGGUCUUUCCAUAUAGUAUACGGGAUGCCAUCUGGUCCGGUUGCUGUUUUCUUUAUACGCAUAAGAGAAUUCAGGACUUGUCGCUCUGAGAUUUCUGGGACUUCCUGAUCUUCACUAAUCUCCAGAGGUGUUGGCUUUCUGUAGGCGUGGUCAGUACAUAGGUCACCAAAGUAGUCAUUUAACGCGUUGAGUUCGUAGUGGCCAAGAGAUAGAGAAAUCACCGGCUUGCGGCGCUGAGAUGUUUUAUCCACUUUUUUCCACCAAUCCCGAGUUCCAAUAGAGGCGAUAAAGUCCCUUCUGUUUCUGAAAAUCACUUCAGAGAUCCUUUUAUUCAUAACUUUAAGACGGUCUAGAUUACUGAGUGAUAUGCGUGAUUUGGCUCGUAUCAUCGAUCGAACGAGCGGAGUCAUCCAGCCCGGGUCUCUUGAAGACAUGCGCACUGUUUUCAGAGGCAUGCAGCUAUCCAGGUGCCCUAGGAUGGUAUUUUCGAGCCUACCAACCACUUCAUCGACAUCAGUUUCCUGUAUCAUAUCAUCCCAGUUUUCCUUCGCCAACGCGAUAUACAGAUCACGCUUUCUAUGAGCCCCUUGGUCACGCACGUAUACUUUACGGCGGAUAGGUGGAAGCUUUAUACCGGGUGGUAAAAUAACUCCCAUGUGAUCCGUCUUGGAGAGCAUGUGAAAGGGAUAGCACUUUGAAAAGAGAUCCGUGCGGUUCGUGAAACAGUUGUCCAAACAAGAAUUCCCUCUGGUGGGGAAAUUAACCAGAGCAUUCCAACCAGACAUUUCUUCGAAGCGUUUGAUAUCCAGUUUGUUGACAUCGCCACCGCACAACACAACUGUUUGUGGAUGUUUGUCUAGUAUAUUAUCCACGGUAUUUACAAGAUGAUUCAUUAGAUCGAUCUCUGCAUAAUUAAAUUUUGGGGGAUGAUAAAUUCCACAUAUUACAAAUCGAUGUCCCUUGGGAAGUCGCAGAGUUAUACAAAUUAAUUCAUAAAGACUAGAGCGGUAAACAUCCUCUACUGCAAGAUUGUUCCUGAUGUAUAUAGCAAUCCCACCCUUAUUGCGCAUAUCUCUGCCAUUCCAAUUUCUGUCUCUACGAAAGAUGGAAUAGUUCUCAAUAUUUACAAUCGCAUCCGGUUGUGCCGGUUUGAGGUGUGUUUCCGAUACGACACAAACAUCAAUAUCUUUAGAUCGCAAGUCAGCCUCAAGUCCAACCGCCGCACGCACUUUGUUCUUAGUUUUUGCGAGACUGCAAAUAUUGAUGAACAUACACUUGGGAACGGCAAACCCGAGCAAUCGGUAGAUGAUUUAGUAGGCUCUCGAGGAAUAGCUGUAAGAUAUCUGUUCUUAGCGGGAUCUUGGAAGCGAUAAGGUCUAGCAAACCGCCGGGUUUUAACAACUUCAAUGGGUCGACAUCUGUCGGAGUGUUGCGAUGCAGAGAUAUUUUUAGUAAUUUUCCCCAAUCUUCGUAAUCCCGGACCUCUGUAUUUCAGAAUUCCCAGGGAUUUAAGGGUAUCGAAAACAUGAGGCGCAGGUCGGCCCGCCGAACGUCUCAGCGAAAGUAGCCUGUCACGAUUGUGAGAGCAAUGGAUUCUGACUGACCCAAUUGCAGGUUGACAAGCAGAGUCCGAGGAGUUGGAGCUCUGUUUUCGUUUACCGUGGUCAUUAUCCACUUCUUCAGGUCCAGGAUGUGGAUGGACAUCCAUAUUAACAGUAAUGUCGAGCACAACAAACUUCUCAGGGGCGGCCAGGAAGACCAUGCCUCGACUGUCCCAUUUCACCAUAGCCCUUCUUACCCGGAGAUUUCGAGACCGGGAUACUCUCAGCUCAAAUCUAGCCAUCCAACUAAUGCAUCUUGAUGUUAAAGAUUGAUUUCGAUAAGCUCUUUCGACUGUUAUCAUAGUUAUGAAGGUAAAAAUAUAGAAAACUGCAAGAGCUCUAAAGAGCGUGGCAGCCAUAUUGGCAUGCAUAUAUUAUGACUAGCUUAAGUUUUGCUCUACUUCGCUCUAUGAUUGGUCCAGAAAACUCGUCCCGCUUUCUCAACGUACCAAUCAGACGCAAAACUAGAACCAAUCACGAAUUGAUCGCUCGCGUUUUCCUGCGCUCUUGGUUGUUUUAACUUGAGUUCUCAUAGGCUCUUUAAGUUAUUUUUCUUUCUCCUGACAGGCCGUUGCGAUUAUUUAAGUUUUGGUGUUACAACGCUCGAUCGAAAAGAGCUCCAAAGAAAGACCUAUGCAAUCCUAAAUUACAUUCGACACAAGCUAGCAACCAACAGAUCUGUUGUUAGCGUAUGAUUUCUCUUCAUAUCAAUUCUAUAGUGGUUAGUUCAGUAAUGGUUUCACUUUUCCUUUCCACAGUGGGAUCGCCCAUUUCUGUAUCCAAGAUUGAGUGUCCAACGCAGGAGGACAUCGACAAACUUCACGCACGGUACAUAGACGAACUGAAAGGAUUGUACGAGAAAUAUAAGGACAAGUAUCACCCAUCAGAGAGAUCAGAGUUGUUGAUCGUCUAA